This is a messenger RNA of Schizosaccharomyces osmophilus, 1392 nucleotides long. It is a transcript of the gene eki1, whose product is annotated as choline/ethanolamine kinase Eki1. The transcript has a single exon. Lineage: Eukaryota; Fungi; Ascomycota; Schizosaccharomycetes; Schizosaccharomycetales; Schizosaccharomycetaceae. Gene Ontology annotation, molecular function: ethanolamine kinase activity; choline kinase activity. The record is from RefSeq and is a predicted model, not a curated record. The coding region runs from base 1 to 1392 and encodes 463 amino acids. Gene Ontology annotation, cellular component: cytoplasm. Gene Ontology annotation, biological process: phosphatidylcholine biosynthetic process; phosphatidylethanolamine biosynthetic process.
AUGCUCCACCUUGAUUCCGUAAAAAUGCCUGUUUUAUCCGAAGAGGAAGAUUAUUGUUUUGAUCAUACAUAUGUCUCCGACAAAUGCAAAAGCCUAUUACACAGUGAUGAUCCCGAUCCCGUUUUUCGACACAAGGUUUUACUGGCAAUUCACAAGUUAGCUAUUCCUACUUGGUCCCGAGUACCAGUAGCUUCCCACCCUACACUCAUUAUUAAAAGAAUUUCUGGUGCGUUAACGAAUGCCGUCUAUUAUAUUGCCCCUCCUGAAGGCUUUAAAGCCAUUAAGCUCUUGCUGCGUAUUUACGGACCAAAUGCCGAAUUGUUUAUCAAUCGUUUGACUGAGCUUGAGAACCUGAAACGACUAGCCAGACAUAGCAUCGGUCCCCGUUUGCUUGGCGAAUUCGGUAAUGGGCGUUUUGAGCAAUAUAUGGAGUCCACCACACUGACAGCCGAGACGAUUCGGGAUCCUAUAUGUUCUAUUUACGUAGCACGCCGUAUCUCUGAACUCCAUUAUGUUAUACAGUUAACGCCCACAGAACAGUAUGAAAUGCCUAAUGCAUGGAAGUUUUCCUUUAGCUGGCUUCCUUUGGCCAGAAAAAACUUACAAAACCGAAGACAUCCUUUGUCUAUAACCGUAAACUUUUUGGACGCUAUUGAAAGAGAUUUCCAUAAUUAUUUUCAAUGGUUUACUAACUGGUCUAAUGAUAAAAAGCAUUGGGCCUCCUUGCAGAAUGUCUUUUCCCACAAUGAUACCCAAUACGGAAAUAUCUUGCAGAUGAAAACUAAGCGUCGUUCUUUCAAACCAGAAAAUAAACAUCACAUACUUGUUCCUGUUGACUUUGAGUAUGCUGGUCCUAAUGUACGAGCGUAUGAUAUUGCAAAUUACUUUGCCGAAUGGAUGGCAAAUUAUCAUCACCCUACUCAAAGCCAUUUGAUGGAUCGUUCUCGAUAUCCCAAUUUUGAAGCUCGCAAGCGGUUUUAUCGUGCUUAUAUCGAACAAGGUGCAGUAUUUCAUAAGAAAUUAGUGGUAGAAGAUGCUUCAGAAUUAACUUCCAACCUUCCCGAGCCUCUUGAAUCCGAAAUUAAUACUCUAGUACACCAGCUCGAAGAAGCAGUUCGUGCUGUUUCGCCGGCGGUUAAUGCUGUUUGGGCUCUAUGGGGCGUUAUGCAAUGCGAAGAAACCGACGAUGAAUGGGAAGAUCUUAGCGUAAGCAGUGAACAAGACAAACCCGAUGGUUCCUCUCCGAAGGCUGACUCUAUUAAUGUUCCUCCAAUUGGCUCAACCUCCUUUGAUUAUAUCAACUAUAGCAUGGAAAAAUUUAAUUUAUUUUACGAGACGAGUGCUGCUUUGGGUCUGAAUGCUAACAACCGUUCGACCUUUCCUUAUGAUUAA